CCUCUUCCCUGACUCAUGGGAGUGCUGUAUGUUCUCUGGCGCCUUUGGCUUCCCAGCAGGCAGCUGACUGAGGAGCCUUGGGGUCUGCCUAGCUCACUAGCUCUGAAGAAAAGGCUGACAGAUGCUAUGCAACAGGUGGUGGAUGUUGUCAGGGGCUCCAGCCUGCAUGAAAUCUCACACUCUGCAUGAGCUUUAGGCUAGGAAAGGAUGCUCCCAACUGGUGUCUCUGGGGUGACGCAAGGACAGCUGGGCCUGGAUACUCUCCCUGAGGCUCCUUUUUCCAGAAGACACUUGAGCUGUCUUAGGUGACGAGAAGCUCGCAGACUUGAUUAACAUGGACCAUUACCUCACUGUCAGACACUUUACAGUAGCCAAGGAGUUGGAAACCUUUAAUAUAUAUAUAUAAUGAUGUUAGCUGACCCCUUUCCUCCCACUCUAAAUGCUGAGACCCUGGGAACAUUUAAAGAGCUUGGCCUCUAGAUUCUUUGAGUCAGAGCCCUCUGGGCCCUCUCCUCUGAGGGAGGGACUUUCUUUCCUCACAAGGGAUUUUUUGUUUCAUUAUGCCUUUGUUAUGCAAUGGGCUCUACAGCACCCUUUCCCACAGGUCAGAAAUAUUUCCCCAAGACAUAGGGAAAUGGGUCCUAGCCUGGGGCUUGGGGAAAGCUUGGAGUCCUGGCUCGUGAACUUGAUCCCUGCCCACGUGUUUUCAGAGGGGCACUUGAGGCCCAAUCUUUUCUCAAGGCAGGCAUAAGACACCUCAGAGGGAGAACUGUACUGCUUUCUCUUCUCACCUGCUUCUCAUUUCAGUCAUUGACCGGCAAGUUUGAAGUUCCGAAACCAUGCAAAUCUGUCCUUCUUGUGCAACUCCAAGGAACUUGCUGGCUCUGCAGCCACCCUUGGGCCCCAGCCAGCCUGCCCUGAAUGAGAUCUCUUUCCCAGAAUCUGGGCCGUUCUGAAGUUUUGGGGAGAGCCAUUCUGGAUCCAGUGCUCCAGAAGGUGGACUUGCCUCUGGUGGGUUUUAAAGGAGCCCCCAGGAGAUAUGCUUAGCCAACCAUAAUGAAUCCAUCAUGGUUGCCUCAGCUGGACUUUGCAGCUCCAAGUGGAAUCCAGGUGCAGCCUCCAGUCUGAGAAAGUCACCCAACCUAGCAGUUGUCAUGUGGGUGACCACAGGCAUCUCUAGGCCUGUCUUGGAAGAAGGACCAGCAGCCCGUCCAGAACUCUGCCCAGGAUAGCAGGUCUAUGAAGGCCUAGACAUCAUCACCAACAAGGUUUCUGCCCGAGAGCAGAGAAUCUGCCGGCACCACAUGAUCAGCUUUGUGGAUCCUCUUGUGACCAAUUACACCGUGGUGGACUUCAGAAAUAGAGCAACUGCUCUGAUUGAAGAUAUAUUUGCCCGAGACAAAAUUCCUAUUGUUGUGGGAGGAACCAAUUAUUACAUUGAAUCUCUGCUCUGGAAAGUUCUUAUCAAUACCAAGCCGCAGGAGAUGGGCACUGAGGAAGUGAUUGACCGUAAAGUGGAGCUUGAAAAGGAGGAUGGUCUUGUACUUCACAAACGCCUAAGCCAAGUGGACCCAGAAAUGGCCGCCAAGCUGCAUCCACAUGACAAACGCAAAGUGGCCAGGAGCUUGCAAAUUUUUGAAGAAACAGGAAUCUCUCAUAGUGAAUUUCUCCAUCGUCAACAUGCAGAAGAAGGUGGUGGUCCCCUUGGAGGUCCUCUUAAGUUCUCUAACCCUUGCAUCCUCUGGCUUCAUGCUGACCAGGCAGUUCUAGAUGAGCGCUUGGAUAAGAGGGUGGAUGACAUGCUUGCUGCUGGGCUCUUGGAGGAACUAAGAGAUUUUCACAGACGCUAUAAUCAGGAGAAUGUCUCGGAAAAUAGCCAGGACUAUCAACAUGGUAUCUUCCAAUCAAUUGGCUUCAAGGAAUUUCACGAGUACCUGAUCACUGAGGGAAAAUGCACACUGGAGACUAGUAACCAGCUUCUAAAGAAAGGUAUUGAGGCUCUGAAACAAGUAACCAAGAGAUAUGCCCGGAAGCAAAACCGAUGGGUUAAAAACCGUUUUCUGAGCAGACCCGGUCCCAGUGUCCCCCCUGUCUAUGGCUUAGAGGUAUCUGAUGUCUCGAAGUGGGAAGAGUCUGUUCUCGAACCUGCUCUUGAAAUCGUGCAAAGUUUCAUCCAGGGCCACAAGCCUACAGCCGCUCCAAUAAAGAUGCCUUACAAUGAAGCUGAGAACAAGAGAAGUUAUCACAUGUGUAACAUCUGUGAUCGAAUCAUCAUUGGGGAUCGGGAAUGGGCAGCGCAUAUAAAAUCCAAAUCCCACUUGAACCAACUGAAGAAAAGAAGAAGAUUGGAUUCAGAUGCUGUCAGCACCAUGGAAAGUCAGAGUAUCUCCCCAGACCAUGACAAAGAACCUAAAGAGAAGGGAUCCCCAGGGCACAAUAAUCAAGAGUUGAAAUGCAGCAUUUAAGAGACUUGUCCGGUGGCCUUUGCAAAGGUGGCAGGGAUCCAGUUCAGGAGGGAGUGUUAUGUCUGUCUCCCAGUCUGGGCAGAGAGUGCUAUGUAGAAUUGUCUGCAUAGUAGAAAAGCUCCCACCAUUUUCUUUCAUUCAUUGGUGUGGUUUUAAAGUCUCAUGUUCUCUGUAAUGGAAACAGCAGGUCUUGUCAGCUCCUUGUGUGGCUGAUGUGUCUGGAAAUGAUGUAGUUCAGGAAAGCAUUUUUUUUUCUUUGAACCUUAAAGGUUCCAUUUUUAAUAAGGCACGGAUUCCACAUUUUGUAUGUGAGGAUCUUUUAGUGGUGAAUACCAGGAUUGACUAUAUCCCUUUAAAGAAGUUUUAUUAUGGCCAAAAUUAUCUAAUUUCCAGAUGCUUUUGUAGGUGACUGAAGUAUUUGUGAGCCACAUAUCAGGAGCUCUAGAUUUGAAUGAAUGGCAGGAAAGGACCAUCCCCACUGAGAUGAGUAAGUUAACCACUCUAGUUCUCAGAAUUCUACAGAAGACGGAAUCAGACUGAGGAAGCUAUGACGUGGGACUUGAAGACCAAAGAUUUUGAAAUUGGCGAGCUGCUCAUAUGUAAUAGUUAUUACUGCUGUCUUUCUGUUGAAUUACAAAUCUAUAUUUUUAUUGAAGGUUAAAUAAAGAAAAAAUUUACAAGA
Molecule: messenger RNA, 3147 nt
Organism: Callithrix jacchus (white-tufted-ear marmoset)
Lineage: Eukaryota; Metazoa; Chordata; Mammalia; Primates; Cebidae
Source: RefSeq, a predicted model, not a curated record